This is a messenger RNA of Porites lobata, 4095 nucleotides long. The record is from the annotation of a GenBank genome assembly. NCBI's taxonomy places the organism in Eukaryota, Metazoa, Cnidaria, Anthozoa, Scleractinia, Poritidae.
AUGGAGUAUAUAAUAACGGGUUCGAGCAGUCUCAAGACUAUGGAAACUCUUUAUCCUAUAACACAUGGCCGUCAAACAGAAAUUGCAGAGUCGGACCUUAAUAAGAUCUUCACAACCACGGCUGCUUCAUUGUCCCUAAUCGGAACACUUGUGAUCUUCAUUACUUUCAUAAUGUGGCCUGAUUUAAGAACGAACUCACGCAGAAUGAUCGUGUUCAUAUCCAUCGGUGAUUUCUUCGUUGCUCUCUUUAACAUUAUCGGUAUUUAUAACCCGCCUGUCGACAAUUCGAUGUGCAAAAUCCAGCCAGUCGUUACAAAUGUGGCGGUUCUGUCAUCGUUCUUGUGGACUUUGAAUUUGUCGUUUUACUUUUACCUAACUAUCUGCCGAAAAAUCUCCGUCGAAUAUGAAAGGCGAAUUAUGCAGUUACUUCACCUCAUAGGGUGGGGAAUUCCUACCUUGAUCGCGUUUAUCGCCAUCACUGCGGGCGCAUAUGGAUUUUCCAAAAAUGUAGGCACUUCUGGAUGGUGCUGGAUUUCGGGCAAUCAAGAAUGGUGGAGAGUUGUCAUGUGGAUGUUUAUUACAGGAAAAGGCUGGGAGAUAAUAUCAUAUAUUUGCAUCCUUUAUUUUUAUUUGUUGGUCAUACUGCAGAUCAGACGAGAGGUAUGUUCGAGACUGAUACACCUUUUCCGGUUCCACUUUUCUUAACUGAUUUGUAAUUCACAAAGAGAAACAAAAGAAAUUUGUACCCCGUGAAAGGGAGUUUGGAUCAUGGAUACAUUAAAAAUUUGACAAAUGCUUUAGUUUCUCCUCCUUUUGGCGAAAAAAUCCCUUAUCAAACACCGGUUCAUUACUUCGCACGAUUUCAGGCGUGAUUGGCGCGCGCUCGUAAAACAUGGAGGCCUUUGCCCUUUGCCUUGAGGCUAGAGCUUCCCAGAGUGGUAAAUCUUCAUUUUCUCUUAAAACAGUAUGGUGAACUAUCAUUAUCUUUCCCUCCCUCUUUUCUUUUAAAAUGAUCAGUGAUGUUUUUUUCUCUUGAAUAAUAUAGACUAAUUCUCAGUGCAGAAAACUAAACAAUUGUCGGAAGCGUGUUCAAAGCAUGUACUGGUAAACAUAAUCUUAUUGGUAUUUUAAGGAAUUAUUUUGAAAAUACAGGAUGCUUGUUGCCCCUAAAUGAGAAUGGGGACCCCCAUAUUAUUUCAAAAUUUAGGCUUCUAUUACAUAGACAACCAAUCGGCAAUGUUAGACAAAAAUCUCACUGCAGGUUCUAUUUUGGAGGAAUGACCUUAGUUAAGAGUGUGCCAUUAACUCCACAGUGACCUCACAAGACUCAGCUCUCUCUCAACAGAUUGUUAACGUUAUCUUUGAAGGUGUGCUUUGUACAGGUUUUGUGUUCGUGUCUUAGCGGUAACUUGCAUUAAAUGUAGACAUGGAUUCUGUGAAUAGUAGCUGAUUAAGACUGAGGGACUAAAUGGGAAGCCAUUGAUAUGAAAAGAGGUACUAAGGUAUAUAAAAAUAUAUUACCAUAUUAUACAUUUCUCUUAGUACCGUUAUCACUGUUAAGGGGCAGGAGUACUAAACAGGUUUUUGUUAGAAGAAGCUCCACAAACUACCGUUUUUAUUAGAGCUUUUAACUCUUACCUUAAUCUUUAUUCUUUUUUAUUUUUUACCUCGUGACCUUUAGGUGAGACUAGGAUUCAUUCCGGGUGGAGAUUUUCUCACACCAAAGGCUCUCGAAGUAAUAAAAAGAGCAGAACGCAAAUUGACCUUCAUUCCUAUGGUAUUCAUUUUCCUGCGUAUCUGGGGAACCGUACGAUUUUUUCGUUUCUUGUGUUAUCACCCAGAAGACCCGCCAGCAAUAGAGGUUCUUGUUUUCCUUCAUGUAAGUGGAAUUAUUAUAUACACUAUGAAAGUUGAUUUUAUGGCUUGUAUUGGGGAUCGAUGGAACAGGGACAAGAUAGUCUCCCACGCAGCCGUUUUUGUCUCGUCAAGCAAGUGUUUCCGUCUUUUCUCGUCCUCACGGCUCUUGUUGGGUCGAGCGCUGCGUGACAAGUAGCCCGCGAGCAAGCUCUCCUUUUUAAAAGAGCGGGAAAGGGGUGGGGAAGAAAGGAAGGAAACGCUUGCAGACAAACCCCUAGCCUGCGAAUACAGUCGUUUCUCCAGUGCACCUUGCCGCUUGGGACGUUUUGUCAGAAAGAACGUCUGCGCCUCAGCGACAAAAAUGCCAUUAAUUCAAACAAAACAAGAGAAAAGUUUAAAAACAUUAUCUUGACUUUAAUUCUUUGAGGAAAUUUAUGGAGAUCAAUGUACAACAUUGUACAGUUCACCCUUUCAUUCCGAAACCGCUGAGUUAUCGUGGGAGGGUUUAUUUGUCAUUUCAACCUUUGAUUCUUUUAACAAAAUCCUAUGUUCCCAUCCGAAUAAAAUGUCUUUUCUCGGACCUUUUUAUGGUACUAUUAUUCUGUUUCUGACUGAGGAUUCAGUAUGAAAAGAAGUGUAGAAUUUUUUGUGAAUUUUUGCGCUUGAUUCUCAAACGUCAUUACGCAGGGAAACCGUUAGAAAGGUUGAGGAUGGUAGAACUCCAUAAUAUAUAAUUAUUUUAUUCUUAAUCGGUCUCUUUUAUAUUCUUCUUUUCAGGGCAUCGGGGACAGCAGUCAAGGCUUUGCCAAUUUUGUUCUGUUUUGCUUACUCACUGAUCACGUCAGAAAAAAAUUCAGACUUUGUUGGGUGCGGUUUACACCAUGGUAUCACUAUCUGGAGAAGGAUCCACUGUUUGAGAGUACAAACUUUCCACUGAAUGAGACAACGGACUUUAGUUCAAACUCUUAUGGAGCAGGCGAUUUCCUGUCUGUUUAUUCAAUGGAUGAUUGACUGUUUAUUUACAGACUUUCUUAAAGUAAAUAGCAUUCGUUAUCGUAGUUGCUAGCAAGUAUGGUUUGAGACUCUUGUUGUUGACCAGUUACAUGGCAAACCGGUUGUCCACGGUUUAGGUAGAUGGCAUAAGCAAAAUUUAGGACUGGCAUUUGAUAAUUGCGAUUACCACUGAUCUGCACAAAUCAGUUCCAUUUACCGAAAAACAGCCGCGAAAGCGGGAAACUGGUAUCAAAGAUGGCUUUGAAGCUCCGUUUGGAACAUUCCUACCAGGAAACCAAGACUGUCUUUUCAGAUGGUCCGUCGUUCCCAAAAAUUUUCCACUGAAAGGCCCGAAAAGUUCUGUUCUAUUGUUCCUUCCAACCAGGUUUUCUUGGAAACUUUUGCAAAUGGUAAAAAAACUCUAAGUCCAGUUAUGUUAGCGGAUGGCAUUUACUCAUCUGUAGAUAAAAUUUGACAUAGACCAAUUUAUUUUCAUCUUUGUGAUCUUUUUCAUUCGCAAGACUAAAUAGACAAACAGGACUUAAGUUAGUAGAAGAGCCAGACUUGGUUAGUAAUAUCGUAAAAGGUAACCUGAGAAAAGAGACGACAUUUCGGGACGCCACCAGCGGUUUCCCCUCGAAAAGACGUCUGAGAGAACAGUGCAGAAAUUCCGUCAUACUGAUGACGCGUCACUACCCUGAUCUGGAUACUGUUUCUGAUGGUUCGGGCUGCGUGUGAAAUUUGCGUCAAAUCAAAUCUUCAAAGGCUGCAAUGUUAAUUAAACUGGCAGGGCUUUAGCUAUUCAUUAUUAACUAAAUGCUUUCAAGGUUUUUUUAAGGCUUGUUAUUUUUGCACAUUUUCAACAUAUUAUGAUUGGCCUUUAAUUCAUAUUCUUUUACAGUCAUUGUACUCACCAUCUGUUUAAUCAUUGGCUAAGAGCCUACAGUUAAUUUUGGAAAUUAGCGCGACCUACAAAGUUAGCUAUCUGCUAACAUUAACUGACUAAUUUAUAGGUAGCAUGUGCAAUGCAUGAUAAAACAAUAUAUCUUGGUCCCGGAUGAUAACACUUACCUCGAUCUUGAUUAUUCCAGAUAUCAUAAAAACGGCCUCCCCCAUUAAUUAGUAACAACCAUUUAAGAAGCUAUGGCCUAGCACGGGCUGUAAUUGACAGUUAAUUUUUUUAACUCCUGUGCCUAUAAAAGCAAGCACAGAAUUUCUGCUUGUUUGUAUUACAAACUUUUCCUG